AUGAGCGUUUCAGAAUCACUUUCAAGUGAUAAUUCAGAUAAUGAAAAUUUUCCUAACGAUUUUAUCGAAAAUAUUCUUGAUAGUGAAAGUAGGCGUCCAAAAGGAAGACCACCAGAUACUGCAAGAUUCAAAGGACCUUUAGAAAAUAAUGUUAACAAAACUCGCAAAUGUGGAUUAUGCAAUGAAAGUGGACUACAUAUUGACGCAUCAAGUGAAGGAGAAUCAUCAUCACAUAAAAAAACUCAGAAUCGUAAAGGCGUUAAACUAAAGCACACGAAAGAAAAUGGAGUGAAGAAUCUAAAGAAUCCAAGACGAUCGGCAGAGUUGCUCGAACCAAAUACAAAACAAUUCUGCGUUAAAUCGUUCUGA
This is a messenger RNA of Funneliformis caledonium, 369 nucleotides long. The record is from the annotation of a GenBank genome assembly. NCBI's taxonomy places the organism in Eukaryota, Fungi, Glomeromycota, Glomeromycetes, Glomerales, Glomeraceae.